AGGGGCGUGCGCUCGGUGGCUCAUAGGGGAAGAUGGCGGCUGCUCUUUUGGAGGAGUGGGAUUGAGAGGGGAGGGAGGAGGCCAGACAGGAGAGAUACUCCUGACUGUGAAGACGAACAUUUCGCUCGCUAGUCAUUAGGAGCUCUGCUCAGCGCCACAGGUGUCCUAGAAGGAAAACAUCACCAUGGCUACAGAAAUUGGUUCUCCUCCUCGUUUUUUCCAUAUGCCAAGGUUCCAACACCAGGCACCUCGACAGCUAUUUUAUAAGCGACCUGAUUUUGCACAGCAGCAAGCAAUGCAACAGCUUACCUUUGAUGGAAAACGAAUGAGAAAAGCAGUAAACCGAAAAACCAUAGACUAUAAUCCAUCUGUAAUUAAGUAUUUGGAGAAUAGAAUAUGGCAAAGAGACCAGAGAGAUAUGCGGGCAAUUCAGCCUGAUGCAGGUUAUUAUAAUGAUCUGGUUCCACCUAUUGGGAUGUUGAAUAAUCCUAUGAAUGCAGUAACAACAAAGUUUGUUCGAACAUCAACAAAUAAAGUAAAGUGUCCAGUAUUUGUUGUUAGGUGGACUCCAGAAGGAAGACGGUUAGUCACUGGAGCCUCUAGUGGAGAGUUCACCUUGUGGAAUGGACUCACUUUCAAUUUUGAAACAAUAUUACAGGCUCACGAUAGCCCAGUAAGAGCCAUGACUUGGUCACAUAAUGACAUGUGGAUGUUGACAGCGGACCACGGAGGAUAUGUGAAAUAUUGGCAGUCGAACAUGAACAACGUCAAGAUGUUCCAGGCACAUAAGGAGGCGAUUAGAGAGGCCAGUUUCUCACCCACGGAUAAUAAAUUUGCUACAUGCUCUGAUGACGGCACUGUUAGAAUCUGGGACUUUCUUCGUUGCCAUGAGGAAAGAAUUCUCCGAGGGCACGGUGCUGAUGUGAAGUGUGUAGACUGGCAUCCAACAAAAGGGUUAGUUGUUUCAGGAAGUAAAGAUAGUCAACAGCCAAUCAAGUUCUGGGAUCCCAAGACUGGGCAGAGUCUUGCAACACUUCAUGCCCAUAAAAACACAGUAAUGGAAGUGAAAUUAAAUCUCAAUGGUAACUGGCUACUCACAGCAUCACGUGACCACCUCUGUAAACUUUUCGACAUCCGAAACCUGAAAGAAGAGCUUCAAGUCUUCCGAGGUCAUAAGAAAGAAGCUACAGCUGUGGCCUGGCACCCUGUUCAUGAAGGACUUUUUGCCAGUGGAGGGUCUGAUGGCUCUUUGUUAUUCUGGCAUGUUGGGGUAGAGAAAGAAGUGGGUGGGAUGGAGAUGGCCCAUGAAGGAAUGAUUUGGAGUCUGGCUUGGCAUCCUCUUGGACAUAUUCUCUGCUCAGGUUCAAAUGACCAUACUAGCAAAUUUUGGACCCGAAACCGACCAGGUGAUAAAAUGCGAGAUCGAUACAAUCUAAACCUGUUGCCUGGAAUGUCUGAAGAUGGAGUGGAAUACGAUGACCUUGAACCUAAUAGCCUGGCAGUAAUUCCAGGGAUGGGAAUACCAGAACAACUAAAAUUAGCUAUGGAACAAGAACAGAUGGGGAAAGAUGAAUCAAACGAAAUUGAAAUGACAAUUCCAGGUUUAGAUUGGGGAAUGGAGGAGGUGAUGCAAAAGGAUCAGAAAAAAGUACCUCAGAAGAAAGUUCCUUAUGCAAAACCUAUUCCUGCUCAGUUUCAGCAGGCUUGGAUGCAAAAUAAAGUCCCAAUUCCUGCCCCAAACGAGGUACUGAAUGACAGAAAAGAAGACAUUAAAUUGGAAGAGAAGAAAAAAACACAAGCAGAAAUCGAACAAGAGAUGGCCACAUUGCAGUAUACUAACCCACAGCUUCUGGAGCAACUUAAAAUUGAAAGACUUGCACAGAAACAGGCUGAGCAAAUUCAGCCUCCUCCUUCAUCCGGCACCCCUCUCCUGGGACCCCAGCCCUUUCCAGGACAAGGUCCAAUGUCUCAGAUUCCUCAAGGUUUUCAACAGCCUCAUCCAUCUCAGCAGAUGCCAAUGAACAUGGCUCAAAUGGGGCCUCCAGGUCCACAGGGACAGUUUAGGCCCCCUGGACCCCAGGGACAAAUGGGACCACAGGGUCCUCCACUGCAUCAGGGAGGUGGGGGGCCACAAGGAUUCAUGGGACCACAAGGGCCCCAGGGCCCACCCCAGGGGUUGCCGAGGCCUCAGGACAUGCAUGGGCCCCAAGGAAUGCAAAGGCAUCCUGGACCUCAUGGCCCUUUGGGACCUCAAGGACCACCUGGACCACAGGGCACUUCUGGUCCUCAAGGUCAUAUGGGUCCUCAGGGCCCACCUGGCCCACAAGGUCACAUAGGCCCCCAAGGCCCACCUGGUCCCCAGGGUCACUUGGGCCCUCAGGGACCUGGUACUCAAGGUAUGCAGGGACCACCUGGUCCCAGAGGAAUGCAAGGACCUCCUCAUCCUCAUGGGAUGCAAGGUGGGCCAGGGUCUCAAGGGAUCCAAGGUCCUGUGUCUCAGGGACCUCUGAUGGGAUUGAAUCCAAGAGGAAUGCAGGGUCCUCCAGGCCCCCGAGAGAACCAGGGUCCUGCUCCCCAAGGGAUGAUGCUGGGCCACCCGCCUCAAGAGAUGAGAGGACCUCAUCCUCCAAGUGGACUGCUGGGACAUGGCCCUCAGGAGAUGCGAGGUCCUCAGGAGAUGCGAGGCAUGCAGGGGCCUCCACCCCAAGGAUCAAUGAUGGGCCCUCCCCAGGAAUUGCGAGGGCCUCCAGGCUCACAAGGUCAGCAGGGGCCGCCCCAGGGCUCUUUGGGACCUCCACCCCAGGGUGGCAUGCAAGGGCCCCCUGGACCUCAGGGACAGCAGAACCCGGCAAGAGGGCCACAUCCAUCUCAAGGGCCAAUACCAUUCCAGCAGCAGAAAACAGCUCUGCUAGGUGAUGGGCCCCGGGCCCCCUUCAACCAGGAAGGACAGAACGCAGGCCCCCCACCCUUGAUACCAGGCCUAGGGCAGCAGGGAGCACAAGGUCGCAUCCCCCCACUUAACCCUGGACAAGGACCUGGCCCUAACAAAGGGACCAAAGGGAGAAGGGAGAGCCGAGAAAGUGGCCCUGCCGGCCCCCACUGGAUUAACCAGCGCCACCGCCCAUCACCGGGGGCCACAUCCCUUCUGAUUUGUAGUGGUGACUCACGUGGCCCUCCGAACCAUCACAUGGGCCCAAUGUCAGAGAGACGGCACGAGCAGAGCAGCGGUCCCGAGCACGGUCCCGAGAGGGGUCCUUUCCGGGGCGGCCAGGACUGCAGGGGUCCCCCUGAUAGGCGCGGCCCUCACCCCGACUUCCCCGAUGACUUCAGCAGACCAGAUGACUUCCACCCCGACAAGCGCUUUGGCCACCGGUUACGUGAAUUUGAGGGGCGAGGAGGACCUUUACCGCAAGAAGAGAAGUGGAGGCGUGGGGGCCCUGGGCCUCCGUUUCCUCCUGAUCACAGGGAGUUCAGUGAGGGGGAUGGCCGGGGCGCGGCCCGGGGCCCUCCAGGGGCGUGGGAAGGCCGCAGACCUGGAGAUGAGCGCUUCCCCCGGGAUCCUGAGGACCCACGGUUUCGAGGGCGCAGAGAAGAAAGCUUCAGACGAGGAGCCCCCCCGAGACAUGAGGGCCGUGCUCCCCCCAGAGGAAGGGAUGGUUUUCCUGGUCCCGAAGACUUUGGACCAGAGGAGAAUUUUGAUGCUUCUGAUGAAACAGCCCGAGGAAGAGAUCUCAGAGGUCGAGGUCGGGGUACCCCACGAGGAGGAAGGAAGGGUUUACUUCCCACUCCUGAUGAGUUCCCUCGCUUUGAAGGAGGUCGGAAACCAGACUCCUGGGAUGGAAAUAGAGAGCCAGGGCCAGGUCAUGAACAUUUCCGUGAUGCUCCCCGCCCUGACCAUCCCCCUCACGACGGUCAUUCCCCAGCUAGCAGAGAACGGUCCUCUUCUCUCCAAGGCAUGGACAUGGCAUCCCUACCACCCCGAAAGCGCCCCUGGCAUGAUGGGCCAGGAACCUCUGAGCAUAGAGAAAUGGAAGCCCCAGGGGGUCCUUCUGAGGAUCGAGGAGGCAAAGGCCGAGGGGGCCCCGGACCUUCUCAGAGAGUGCCAAAGUCUGGACGUUCCAGCUCCUUGGAUGGAGAUCACCAUGAUGGAUACCACAGAGAUGAACCUUUUGGGGGCCCUCCAGGCAGUGGUACCCCUUCUAGAGGGGGCCGGAGUGGCAGUAACUGGGGUAGAGGGAGUAACAUGAACUCUGGUCCGCCAAGGCGAGGAGCUUCAAGGGGGGGUGGAAGGGGUCGGUAGAAGUUGGGGCUCAGUACCCCGCGGCCUCUCUGGACAGUAUUUAAGAACUUCUGUGGACUUUCCAAGAGAAACAAAAGGAAACCUGCACCGUGUAGCCCUGAACUCUUUCUGGGGCAGCUGAAUCCCAGGAGCCCCUGAUGUCUUCAAGGUGAAGAGACUGCUGCCAGAGUAGCUGGCUACCCAGAGUAGCUGGCUACCCAGAGUAGCUGGCCUUGUUUUGUCCUGUCCACCCACACUGCCCUAAAUCCCAUGUGGGCUUGUGAAGAUAAGAGCUGGAAUUUUUUUUUUCUUUUUUUUUUUAAA
Molecule: messenger RNA, 4603 nt
Organism: Globicephala melas (long-finned pilot whale)
Lineage: Eukaryota; Metazoa; Chordata; Mammalia; Artiodactyla; Delphinidae
Gene: WDR33
Product: WD repeat domain 33
Cellular component (GO): mRNA cleavage and polyadenylation specificity factor complex
Molecular function (GO): protein binding
Source: RefSeq, a predicted model, not a curated record